GCCGCCGCCGCCGAGCGUCCCCCUCCCCCUCACAGCGGAGGAGGGGACAGUUGUCGGAGUCCGGGCGGCGGAGCCCGAUCGCGGGCUUCCACCGAGAACUCCGUGACGACUGGGUCAGCGCCGCCGGAGAGCCGCUGUCUCCUCUGGAUCUGGCCCGCCGUGUCCGAGGAACCACUUACUACCCGAGAGCGCUCGGUGAGUGACCGCGACUUUUCAAAGCCCGGCAGCGCGCGGGAGUCGACCAACGCGAGUGCAGGCGGCGUCUUAACCCUGCGCUCCCCGGAGCGAGCUGGGGAGGAGGGCGCAGGGGGCAGCACUGCCGGCCGCAGCGCGCGCGCUUAGACAAACUUUACUUACCGCCGAAGCCGGGGCGCGCGGGUGUCCCCCGCUCCCCAGCGCGCUGUUGCGGCCCCGAAACUUCAGCGCACAGCCCAGGCCAACCCCGCGGGAACUGACCGACCGUUCUAUGACUGCAAAGAUGGAAACGACCUUCUACGACGAUGCCCUCAACGCCUCGUUCCUCCAGUCCGAGAGCGGCGCCUACGGCUACAGUAACCCUAAGAUCCUGAAGCAGAGCAUGACCUUGAACCUGGCCGACCCGGUGGGCAGCCUGAAGCCGCACCUCCGCGCCAAGAACUCGGACCUCCUCACGUCGCCCGACGUUGGGCUGCUCAAGCUGGCGUCGCCCGAGCUGGAGCGCCUGAUCAUCCAGUCCAGCAACGGGCACAUCACCACCACGCCGACCCCCACCCAGUUCUUGUGCCCCAAGAACGUGACCGAUGAGCAGGAGGGCUUCGCCGAGGGCUUCGUGCGCGCCCUGGCCGAACUGCAUAGCCAGAACACGCUGCCCAGCGUCACGUCCGCGGCACAACCGGUCAGCGGGGCGGGCAUGGUGGCUCCCGCGGUGGCUUCGGUAGCAGGCGCCGGCGGCGGCGGCGCCGGCGGCUACAGCGCCAGCCUGCACAGUGAGCCCCCGGUCUACGCCAACCUCAGCAACUUCAACCCGGGCGCGCUGAGCAGCGGCGGCGGGGCGCCCUCCUACGGCGCGGCCGGGCUGGCCUUCCCGUCGCAGCCCCAGCAGCAGCAGCAGCCGCCUCAGCCGCCGCACCACUUGCCCCAACAGAUCCCGGUGCAGCACCCGCGGCUGCAAGCCCUGAAGGAAGAGCCGCAGACCGUGCCCGAGAUGCCGGGAGAGACCCCGCCCCUGUCCCCCAUCGACAUGGAGUCUCAGGAGCGGAUCAAGGCGGAGAGGAAGCGCAUGAGGAACCGCAUCGCUGCCUCCAAGUGCCGGAAAAGGAAACUGGAGAGGAUCGCCCGGCUAGAGGAAAAAGUGAAAACCUUGAAAGCGCAAAACUCGGAGCUGGCGUCCACGGCCAACAUGCUCAGGGAACAGGUGGCACAGCUUAAACAGAAAGUCAUGAACCACGUUAACAGUGGGUGCCAGCUCAUGCUAACGCAGCAGUUGCAAACGUUUUGAGGACAGACUGUCAGGGCUGAGGGGCAGUGGAAGAAAAAAAAUAUCAGAGACAGACUUGAGAACUUGACUGGUUGCGAAAGAAAAAAAAAAGUGCCGGAGUACCGAAGCCAAGGGUACACAAGAUGGACUGGGUUGCGUCCUGACGGCGCCCCCAGUGUGCUGGAGUGGGAAGGACGUGGCGCGCCUUGCCUUGGCGUGGAGCCAGAGAGCAGCGGCCUGUUGGCUGCCAGGCUUUGCGAACGGGCUGUGCCCGCGCAGCCAGAACGAUGGACUUUUCGUUAACAUUGACCAAGAACUGCAUGGACCUAACAUUCGAUCUCAUUCAGUAUUAAAGGGGGGCGGGGGUGGGUUACAAACUGCAAUAGAGACUGUAGAUUGCUUCUGUAGUGCUCCUUAAGAACACAAAGCAGGGAGGGGAGGGAGGGGAGGGAGGCUUGUGAGUGCCAGGCUAGACUGCAGAUGAACUCCCCUGGCCUGCCUCCCUCAACUGUGUAUGUACAUAUAUAUUUUUUUUUAAUUUGAUGAAAGCUGAUUACUGUCAAUAAACAGCUUCCUGCCUUUGUAAGUUAUUCCAUGUUUGUUUGUUUGGGUGUCCUGCCCAGUGUUGUUUGUAAAUAAGAGAUUUGAAGCAUUCUGAGUUUACCAUUUGUAAUAAAGUAUAUAAUUUUUUUA
Messenger RNA from Peromyscus eremicus (cactus mouse), 2149 nucleotides. RefSeq names its product Jun proto-oncogene, AP-1 transcription factor subunit (gene Jun). Bases 467 to 1477 code for a protein of 336 amino acids. NCBI's taxonomy places the organism in Eukaryota, Metazoa, Chordata, Mammalia, Rodentia, Cricetidae. Gene Ontology annotation, biological process: regulation of cell population proliferation; regulation of cell cycle; regulation of transcription by RNA polymerase II. The transcript has a single exon. The record is from RefSeq and is a predicted model, not a curated record. Gene Ontology annotation, molecular function: RNA polymerase II cis-regulatory region sequence-specific DNA binding; DNA-binding transcription factor activity, RNA polymerase II-specific; transcription factor binding. Gene Ontology annotation, cellular component: transcription regulator complex.